Messenger RNA from Phytophthora nicotianae INRA-310, 2247 nucleotides. RefSeq lists its product as hypothetical. The transcript has 3 exons. Bases 1 to 2247 code for a protein of 748 amino acids. Gene Ontology annotation, biological process: proteolysis. Lineage: Eukaryota; Oomycota; Peronosporomycetes; Peronosporales; Peronosporaceae. Gene Ontology annotation, molecular function: serine-type endopeptidase activity. The record is from RefSeq and is a predicted model, not a curated record.
AUGAUACGCACUAGUAUCGGUGCGAAGCUUCUGGGCGCCGCUACGCGCCGAUUCGCGCCAUCUCGAGCAGCUACUCGGCGUUUCCAUGCCUCAUCGCUGACCCAACAGCAGCUCGGAUGCUUUACAGCUGUCGACACGUCCUGGGAGUGGAUGAAGGACCCCGAGAACCCUCGCUUGCAACGCUUCCUCAAGCUGGAGCGAAAUUAUCUGGCAAACCAACUCUCCAAGCCAAAGUUUCGUAAGGUGGAGCGUGCAUUCAACGUAGAACUCGGAAAUCGCCUCUUGCGCGAAGACUUCAGCAUCCCCGAGUGCAUCGGCAAGCACGAGUACUUCAUGCGGCAAGCACCAGGUGAAAACUUUCCUGUUUACUACCGUCGACUUCGAAAGGCCGAAUCAGAUGCAACGGCGACUUCAGCGAAAGAGGAAAUUGUGCUAAACCAGAACGUGGAGCCUUCACUUACCCACGGGUUUCAGUUCGUAUCGGGCAUGAAAAUCUCCCCUGAUGCAACGCAACUGUUGCUUGUCAUGGAGAACGACCACGAACAGUGUCGAGCGGUGCUGAGGGACUUAAAGUCGGGGACAUUGCACGCUCUGGCAAACGUCACAGGCAUCAAGAACGUCGAGUGGAGCUCAGCCCCGCCGCCGAAACGAGUUUUCUACUAUACCAAGGUGGACGCACACGGACGGCCAUUUGCAGUGUACAGAUACAACUUGGCAACUCAUGCGCAAGAACUGAUUUACGAGGAGCAGGACGAGGCUUUCUUCGUGGAUGUAUCGCAGACCAAGGACGCGCGGUUUGUGCUUAUCAAUUGCAACUCCAAGAACACAUCCGAAAUCUACGCGUUGGACGGCCAACACAUCGACGCACAGCCUCAACUGUUGCGUAAACGCGAGGCUGGCACUUUGUAUUUCGCAGACCACGCUGCAGGACAGUUUUUCAUUGUCACGAAUGCUGAUGGCGCGCUAAACUACAAGAUCGCAACGUGUCAAGGGAAUUCAGAUGCGAAAUCGUCGAUUGGCCAAUGGGAAACGCUCGUUCCUGAGCAUGAAGACGUGAAAAUCGAGGAUGUGGAUCUGUUUGAGAACUACCUGGUGCUCUAUGAGCGCGUGCACAGUGUUCCUCGUAUUCGGGUGUGCACUCUGGGCGAACAGAAUGAUGACACUCCCCAUUACAUUCCGUUGCCCAAGGAACACGAGAUUUGUCGAGUUUCUCCUGGAGUUAACCGCGAUUAUGAUGCACACCGCGUACGCUUCCAAGUGUCCACACCUCUAGUCCCAGAGAUCGUGUACGAUUACGAUAUGAAGAACCGAAAGUUACAUGUCCUCAAAGAGACAGAGCUGACUGAUCGCUCGCUGGAUAUUAAGCGCCACACUGGCAAGACCACAAAGUCAUCUUUUGAUCCGGAGCAGUACAUUUGCCAACGAUGCUACGUGCCUAGUAUGAGUAGUCUGGGUGUCAAAAUCCCACUGACACUCAUCCACCGUCGCGAUAUCACACUGAAUGGGCAGAAUCCAACGCUCUUGAUCGGAUAUGGGGCGUACGGAACCAACCUUGAGGCUGAUUUCGAGCUGGAACAUUUGAGUUUAUUGGAGCGUGGCUGGGUCAUUGCACUGGCUCACGUACGUGGUGGCGGCGAGCUAGGUUUGCAAUGGUAUCAGGCCGGCAAGGGCAUGGAGAAGCGACACACUUUCGAUGACUACGUAUCGUGUACGCAUCACUUACUUGACGUAGGGUUUACAAGCCCCAAACGACUCGCUGGAAAGGGAGUGAGUGCUGGUGGGCUUAUCAUGGGGUACGUGGCCAACGAGUACCCGCAGCUGUACCAGGCUUUGAUCAUGAAGGUGCCGUUCGUCGAUAUUUUUGGUACUAUGCAAGACCCGACUUUGCCGCUGACAGUUCACGAAUACGACGAGUGGGGCGAUCCAACUGGACCGAAAGUUCGCGAGUACAUUCAAUCCUAUGCGCCGUGUGAAAAUGUACGCGAGAAUCAGGUGUAUCCCGCCAUGUUCGUGACUGGUAGUCUGAAUGACCAGAGAGUGCAGUUCUGGGAACCUGCCAAGUGGAUGUACAAGAUGCGUAAAGUGCAGGCUUCGUUGCCAAAGCGCGACAAGCGUCUCAUGCUGCUGAAAAUGACUGAAGACGAGGGGCAUUUCGGCGGCGGUGGGCGUCUGGAACAGUUGGAGGAGAGCGCCAUGGAGAUUGCGUUCCUAUAUCAAGCACUGAACUUACCGUUUCCGCAAAAAUAA